Molecule: messenger RNA, 1422 nt
Organism: Panicum virgatum (switchgrass)
Lineage: Eukaryota; Viridiplantae; Streptophyta; Magnoliopsida; Poales; Poaceae
Exons: 3
Coding region: 414-1118 (234 amino acids)
Biological process (GO): regulation of monopolar cell growth
Source: RefSeq, a predicted model, not a curated record
UUCAGAUUAAAUUUUACUCCGGUACUAAAGUUGCCCCAGAAACAUUUAGUACUGGCUCCAAAUUUAAAAGCUUCCGAAACCCUUACAGUACUGGACUAAGAUACUGGCCAGUACUAAGGGUGUGAUUGGUUGCUUGGGCUAGUCUAGCGAGGCUUAUGAUCUAAGCCAGGGCAGUCUAAGCCUAGCUUGAGCCAUGCAAUAUGUUAUUAUUUGGUUCACUGCUAUGGAUAAGCUGAUACUAUCUAGCUCAUAUUUGGUUGGUUGGCCAUCAGUGAUACAAUAACAUUGCACAAGGUGAAGGUGGAGUUCCCCCAUUGAACGCCUCCCCCUCGAAGCAGUCCCCAAGCUAGCACCGCCGGCCAGGGGGCGGCGCGGGCAACGACCGCCGGUCGCUCAGCAUCGUCGCGCGGCUCAUGGGCCUCGACGCGCUGCCGCACGGCCAGGCGGCGGGGGACAGCGCCCACUCCGGCGCCACGAGCCCGGCCGCGCUGCGGCGGUCGGCCUCUGAGCGCGUGCCACGGGACCCGUCGCACUUCCAGUUCGUCGACCCGGCCUUCUUCGAGUGGCCGGCGUCGCCGCUCCCGCCAUUGAUGGAGCGGCCGGCGCCGGCGGCGUUGGCACCGGCCGCGGAGGCGGCGAUGCUGUGGGCGCCGGAUGCGGGGUGCCCGCGUGCGCUCCAGAGGUGCAGCCGCUUCGACGCGCACGAGGUGUUCCUGGAGCCAGCGAAGCAUGCCGACCCGGCGGCCGGCGGCACCCACGGCGAGAUCGAGCGCCGCCUCCGCAUGUGCGGCAUUGCGGAGCCCGCCCAGGAUCUCGAGAUGCUGAAGCAGAUCCUGGAGGCGCUGCAGCUCAACGGCCUACUCCACCACACCCCCACGCUGCCGCCGCACGUCCGCACCGCUUCGGCGCUACCGCCCAUCGUCGUCAUGCGCCCGAACCACCGCGCACAGCCGCAGGUGCAGCAGCCGGCGCGGCUCACACCCACGCGGCGGCUCCGCGUCGAGUCGACCGCGCCCGCCGCCCACAGUCGCCCGACCCGUCGGCAUCCCCAGCUCGGAGCCCGGCUUCCCCUGCUCGGCGUAGCCCGCACUUGCCGCAGCACCGACGGAUCAAACUGAUUGACACGGCCGCGAACCUCAAGAAGCUAAGGACCUGCACCAGAGCUAAGCAGAUCUCCUAGAUCGGUAACCUUUGGAGUGCUUGGUGAGAUUGAUAUCAUGUACAGGCUUCAUCAUGAUGUCAUAUAUCAUCGCUAGAUAUCGUUUUUUUUCCGCUGUUUGUAAACUCUGAAGAACUUAUCUACUUUCAAACUUUUGAGGUACUCCGUCUGAAUUCUCAAACUCAGUUUAUGAUAAUUUUUACCUGUGAAGUUUAUAUUGUAAAAUUUUGUUUAUUGUAAUCUCUGGGCUCAUCUUCGAGUGA